This is a messenger RNA of Rhinichthys klamathensis goyatoka, 2508 nucleotides long. RefSeq names its product glycogen synthase 2 (gene gys2). The transcript has 16 exons. Gene Ontology annotation, cellular component: cytoplasm. The record is from RefSeq and is a predicted model, not a curated record. Gene Ontology annotation, molecular function: alpha-1,4-glucan glucosyltransferase (UDP-glucose donor) activity. The coding region runs from base 309 to 2402 and encodes 697 amino acids. Gene Ontology annotation, biological process: glycogen biosynthetic process. Lineage: Eukaryota; Metazoa; Chordata; Actinopteri; Cypriniformes; Leuciscidae.
ACGUAUCGUCCAGGGUCAGAGGGGUCCUUGAUGUCUGUGGACUUUAGACACACCAUCACAGUGUGCACAUGCAGAUUUUUUUUAGACUUCACUAAAGGUUAGAGGAAUAGAUCGAGCAGCAGCUCACAUUGAGCCGAAGUGUCUCCAGGUGCUCCAUUACCUAAAAGAGAACCACAAUUUGGCAUCUCAGUGGCUGUUUAGAUGGUUUUAGGUUAUUUUUUACCACAUAAUUGUAAUUCAGGCCCAUUACAUCUUUGCAUUUGCAGCUCCAGUUGACGGAUAAAAAACGAUUUAUAAGAGUUUGUGAGAUGCGACUGUCCAGAUCUUUGUCAAUAACAUCAUUAAGUGGACUUCCACAAUGGGAAGAGGAAAGUCUACCUGUGGAAGAUCUCCUGCUCUUUGAGGUCGCCUGGGAAGUAACUAAUAAGGUGGGGGGUAUAUAUACUGUUAUUCAGACUAAAGCAAAGAUCACAGUGGAUGAAUGGGGUGAGAACUACUUUAUGAUGGGACCCUACUACGAACACAACUUCAAGACCCAGGUGGAGAAAUGUGAACCUCCAAGCCAAGCCAUCAAAGCCGCCAUGGACUCCUUGAGUAACAACGGUUGCCAGGUUCACUUUGGCCGCUGGUUGAUUGAGGGCAGCCCGUACGUCAUCCUCUUUGAUAUUGGGGCAGCUGCCUGGAACCUGGACCGCUGGAAGGGGGAUCUGUGGGACACAUGCAGCAUCGGGCUGCCCUAUCACGACAGGGAGGCCAACGACUCGCUCAUCUUUGGUUCUCUUGUGGCCUGGUUCUUCAAGGAGUUAACAGACCAACUUCAGGACAAUCCCAACGUAAUCGCUCAUUUCCACGAAUGGCAGGCUGGGACAGGACUUGUACUGAGCCGCUCCCGCAAGAUUCCCAUGGCCACCAUUUUUACCACACACGCCACCCUACUGGGGCGGUACUUGUGCGCUGGAAAUGCAGACUUCUACAACAACCUGGACAAGUUUAACGUAGACCAAGAGGCAGGAGAGAGGCAGAUCUACCAUCGCUACUGUUUGGAGAGGGCUGCUGUACACUCCGCGCAUGUCUUCACCACCGUGUCCCAGAUUACAGCUGUGGAGGCCAAUCACAUGCUCCAUAGACAGCCAGAUGUGGUCACCCCAAACGGCCUGAAUGUUAGGAAGUUCUCAGCCAUGCAUGAGUUCCAGAACCUGCACUCCAUGAACAAAUCCAAGAUCCAGGAGUUUGUAAGAGGUCACUUCUAUGGCUAUCUGGACUUCAAUCUGGAAAAGACCCUGUUCUUUUUCAUCGCAGGACGAUAUGAGUUUUCAAAUAAAGGAGCGGACCUGUUCCUCGAAUCUCUGUCCAGAUUAAACUACUUGCUAAGGGUUCAUAAGAGUGAUGUUACAGUGGUUGUGUUCUUUAUCAUGCCUGCCAAAACCAACAACUUCAAUGUGGAGUCUCUUAAAGGACAGGCUGUACGCAAGCAAAUGUGGGACACAGCUCAGUCGGUGAAGGAGAAGUUUGGCAAAAAGCUUUACGAGGGCUUGUUAAGGGGUGAGAUCCCAGACAUGAGCAAAAUCCUGGACAGAGAUGAUUUCACAAUCAUGAAGAGGGCCAUUUAUGCAACACAGAGACACUCUCUCCCUCCAGUAACAACUCACAACAUGCUGGAUGACUCCACAGACCCCAUCCUGAGCAACAUCCGCCGAAUCGGCCUCUUCAAUGGACGCAAUGACAGAGUGAAGAUUGUGUUCCAUCCGGAGUUCCUGUCCUCCACCAGUCCCCUGCUGCCCAUGGACUAUGAGGAGUUUGUGCGCGGCUGCCACCUGGGAGUGUUUCCAUCCUACUAUGAACCAUGGGGCUACACGCCAGGUGAGUGUACUGUAAUGGGAAUUCCCAGCGUAACCACCAAUCUAUCUGGGUUUGGCUGUUUCAUGGAGGAACAGGUCUCCGACCCGUCUGAAUAUGGAAUCUACAUUGUGGACCGGCGAUUCCGUUCUGCAGACGAGUCGUGUAACCAGCUGACUCAGUUCAUGUUUUCAUUCUGCCAAAAGUCGCGCAGACAGCGAAUAAUCCAACGCAACCGAACUGAGAGACUCUCUGACCUGCUGGACUGGCGAUACCUCGGACGGUUCUACAUGCAAGCCAGGCAUCUGGCCCUCAGCAGAUCCUUCCCUGCUAAAUUCAAAAUGGACCAUCUCAACCUCGCACCGACACAAGGUUUCCGUUACCCGCGACCCUUAUCCGUCCCUCCAUCCCCGUCAGCUUCCCUCCACUCCACCCCUCACCACAGCGAUGAGGAAGAUGACGACACCUAUGAUGAAGACGAGGAGGCCGAGAGGGACAGGCAGAACAUCAAGGCUCCUUUCACUCUGGGUGCGGAGCCUGAGGGUAAGCUGGAAAAUGGGAAUUAAGAUCCGCACCCUCCUGCUCCUGUAGCUCAGGCAUAUUUACACCUGCGACCCUUUGAGAAUGUGCUACAGCCUUUACAUGGAUUAUUGAUAUCACCAAAGUAUGAAC